CUUCAUGAUAAAGAGAGACUUGAGAAAUGGUUGCAAAAUAUGAAACGAGAUGCAUGGACUACAAGUAAGCACCAGCUUCUCUGCAGUGAUCAUUUCACUCCUGAUUCCCUGGAUGUGUGAUGGGGUAUACGAUACUUGAAACAUACAGCUGUACCAACCAUUUUUUCAUCCCCAGAUGAUGAGAUAACAUAUUCCUAUCUGUUUUUAUUGCCUUCAGCACUGAAGUUUCAUAUAAGAUCAAAUUACAAUAUCAUUCUUGAUAAUUCAUCUAUGCAUCAUAUACAUCAGCCUAACCCUGCUUUAAUGGCAGCAGCAGUGCAGAGCAUGAAAGCUACCAGUGUUCAUGCUUCUGUAGAGGAUCCAGCAGGUUGUACAGUCUUGCAGUUUACAGAUGCUGACUAUUUGAAUUCAUCUCUGAAGCUGAACAAUGCUUUAGGUUCAAUUACUGACUGUACAGCUGAAAAUCCUAACUCUCAUGUUUUAGGCUGUUCUGUUGAAGUACAGCCAACAAGUGAAAAUACAGUUCUACUGAGUACAGUCACACAAGCUAUGGAACAGUUCAGUGGAAGCAAGGAAUCCAUCAUUGCUAUCAGUGAGAGUCUAGAAGAGCCUGAAAUAGUUAACAGUUCUUUCUUGCCUAUUUAGCAAGAGUUUCUUGACACAGAGGUGACAGAAACAGAUACAUAUGUUAAUAUGAACAAAUAUGGUGGAAGCGGAAUUUUACAAACCGAACAUUCAUACUGCAAACAAGACGUAGACAGAGAUCACCUUUGGCAAAAAAUUUCAAAGCUCCACUCUAAGAUCCCUCUACUUGAAAUGCAGGAGAUAAAAACUUUGGGGAGACUCAGAUCUUUAGAAGCUCUUAUUGGACAAAUGAUGCAAGAAAACCUGCUUUCUGAAGAAAAGCUAAAGAUAGUAGAAAACUGUUUUACAAUACUUGAAGUGACUAUGAUACAGUAA
Chaetura pelagica (chimney swift) is the source of this 960-nucleotide messenger RNA. It is a transcript of the gene THAP5, whose product is annotated as THAP domain containing 5. The record is from RefSeq and is a predicted model, not a curated record. Gene Ontology annotation, cellular component: nucleus. Lineage: Eukaryota; Metazoa; Chordata; Aves; Apodiformes; Apodidae.